Anopheles darlingi is the source of this 863-nucleotide messenger RNA. RefSeq names its product transcription initiation factor TFIID subunit 12 (gene Taf12). The record is from RefSeq and is a predicted model, not a curated record. Bases 226 to 753 code for a protein of 175 amino acids. Gene Ontology annotation, cellular component: SLIK (SAGA-like) complex; SAGA complex; transcription factor TFIID complex. Gene Ontology annotation, molecular function: protein heterodimerization activity; TBP-class protein binding; DNA binding. The transcript is spliced from 3 exons. Gene Ontology annotation, biological process: DNA-templated transcription initiation; RNA polymerase II preinitiation complex assembly. NCBI's taxonomy places the organism in Eukaryota, Metazoa, Arthropoda, Insecta, Diptera, Culicidae.
CGCGGAUCAAAACAAACAAACCACGCAGCUUCCACGCAGCGGGAGAAAUCUGGUUUUCGGCGUUCCUGUUGCGAUUAUUGCGUUAUCUCAAGGAAUUUCUACCAUUUGCGUUUGGGUGUAACCCCGCGGCUCGAUCCGAUCCGAGCGAUCGAGCCUUGAAGCCUCAUUGUGUCCACCUGUUUUCGCGUCGUCCGCUUUGACCACCACUCUGGCCCCCUUCCCCAAAUGUCCGUAACAAACAACCAUAUCGAUUAUCAACAGCACAACACGGGCCAGCAGGCAAGCGGCGAUAGUAUGGCAUCUCCCUCUCCGAACAACGCUACGCUUGGAACGUCGAAUACGACCGGCAUCUCGAAGGGAAACUCCGCAUCGUCCGCUGGCGGUAGUUCGGGUGGGAGCGGAUCUUCGAGUGGAAGCGACGGAACGACGCAGCUCCUGACCAAACCGCGCCUCCAGGAGCUUGUGCGGGAAAUCGAUCCAACGGAGCAGCUGGACGAAGAGGUCGAAGAGCUGCUGCUACAGAUCGCGGACGAUUUCGUCGAGAACACCGUCAACGCUGCCUGUCUGCUGGCGAAGCAUCGGAAGGUGCCAAAGGUGGAAGUACGUGACGUUCAGCUACAUCUCGAGCGCAACUGGAACAUGUGGAUACCCGGGUUCGGCACGGAUGAGCUUAGACCGUACAAACGUGCGACCGUGACAGAGGCGCACAAGCAGCGACUCGCUCUCAUACGGAAGGCAAUCAAAAAGUACUAGCAUCAUAUCCGUGCAUUAGAACUAGCGAUAAGCUUUAUAAGAAUUAUGAUAAUAAUAAUAAUGGUCGAACGAUACCGUAAAAGGUGAACCCGCUGUUGAUGAUGGUUGGA